Messenger RNA from Emiliania huxleyi CCMP1516, 3648 nucleotides. RefSeq lists its product as hypothetical. Gene Ontology annotation, biological process: nuclear-transcribed mRNA catabolic process, nonsense-mediated decay. The record is from RefSeq and is a predicted model, not a curated record. The transcript has 14 exons. Gene Ontology annotation, cellular component: cytoplasm. Gene Ontology annotation, molecular function: DNA binding; ATP binding; hydrolase activity. The coding region runs from base 1 to 3078 and encodes 1025 amino acids. NCBI's taxonomy places the organism in Eukaryota, Haptophyta, Isochrysidales, Noelaerhabdaceae.
AUGGAGUACGAAGAAUUUCAAGCCUCGCAGGCGAGCCAGCCGUUCGCCUUCGAGACCCAGGACGACGACGACGACACCCCUCAGCCCUUCAACUUCAUCGACGACCACGAGGAGGACGGCGGCGGGGGCGGCGGUGCCGAUGGCCCGGCCGCGGCGGGCGCAGCGGCGGACGACAUGAUGACGUGCGCGGUCUGCGACGACGGCGGCGGCGCCUCGGCCGCCUCGGUCGGCGCCGGCGCCGGUGACGGCCUCGAGUUUGUGGAGGAGGACGAGCGUGAGGCGCCGGUGCCGUCCGAGCUGCCGGCGUGGGCGUGCAGCUACUGCAACGUGCACACUCCGUCGGCGGUGGUCAAGUGCGUGACGACGGGGCGCUGGUUCUGCAACUACCGUCCGCCCGGGCUGCCCGCCUCGUGCAUCGUCUACCACCUGAUCAAGUCUCGCAACAACGAGGUGACGCUGCACGCAGAGUCUCCGCUCGGAGAGAUCACGCUCGAGUGCUUCCUGACCGGGACGAAGAACGUCUUCUCGCUCGGGUUCGUGCCGGUCAAGGAGGACCUCGUCGUGCUGCUCGCGCGCGACGUCGACGUGAGCGGCAUCGAGGCCGCCUCCGACUCCACCCUCGCCCCGUGGUGCCCCGCCGGAGGCUGCACUGACGCAUCCCGGACGCGUCCCUCGCAGGACGCCUCGGACUGGGACCUGACCAAGUGGCAGCCGCUCGCCUUUGUCCCGUGGCUUGUCAAGCAGCCAACCGACUCGGAGGCGCUGCGCGCACGCCCCUGCUCGGUGGCGCAGAUCUCGCGGCUCGAGGAGCUGUGGAGGACCAACCCGGCCGCGACCUACGCCGACACUCUCAGCGCCGAAGGGGACGCUCUCGACGGCGGCGAGCCGGCGCCCAUCCAGCGCCAGUACGAGGACGCCUACCAGUACCAGUCCAUCAUGGGCCCGCUCGCGCUCAACAAGCGCAGGCUGGCCUACUUCACUCUCCCCUCCAACGAGGCCGAGCUGAGGCUGGUCGGAGGCGGCGGGCCGGCGCCGCCGCCGGCAUGCGACGAGCUGCUCCUCCGCCACCCCGGGGACGCUAGCCACCCGCCCUUCGAGGCGCAGCAGUCAGCGACCGGCACGGUGGUGCGCCUCAACCACGCCAGCGAGGAGGUCGGGCUCGAGCUGCGCUCGGGCGGCGGAGCGCCGACUGACCUCAGCCACGGCUACUCGGUCGACGUCGUGUGGAAGUCGGUUGCGUACGACCGCAUGCAGGCAACCGCUGCCCCACCGCCGGACAUUGCACACCUUUGCAUGCCGGGGGGGACGGCGCUCAAGACCUUCGCCGUCGACGAGACGUCCGUCUCCGGCUACAUCUACCACCGCCUCCUCGGCCACGAGGUCGAGCAGCCGCCGGUACGGACGCCGCUGCCGCGCCGCUUCGGCGCGCCCGGCUUGCCCGAGCUCAACCACAGCCAGGUGCUCGCGGUCAAGACGGUGCUGCAAAAGGCCCUCUCCAUUGUGCAGGGCCCGCCCGGCACCGGCAAGACCGUCACCUCCGCCUCCAUCGUCUACCACCUCUGCAAGCAAAACACGGGCCAGACCCUCGUCUGCGCGCCCUCGAACGUCGCCGUCGACCAGCUCUCGGAGAAGAUCCACAUGACAGGGCUGCGCGUGCUGCGCUUCUGCGCAAAGUCGCGCGAGAGCGCAGACUCGCGCGUCGAGUACCUCACGCUCCACUACCAGGUCCGCCACCUCGACUCGCCUGCCAACGCGGAGCUGCGCAAGCUGCAGGCCCUCAAGGAGGAGCUGGGCGAGCUCUCGCAGGCGGACGAGAAGCGGUUCAACUCGCUCCGCCGCCGCGCCGAGCUCGAGAUCCUCUCGGCGGCAGACGUGGUCUGCUGCACCUGCUCAGCGGCGGGCGACCCGCGCAUCUCGUCGCUCCGCUUCCGGCAGUGCCUCAUCGACGAGGCGACGCAGGCGCCCGAGCCGGAGUGCCUCAUCCCGAUCGUGCUCGGCGCAAAGCAGCUCGUACUCGUCGGCGACCACCAGCAGCUCGGCCCCGUCGUCAUGUGCAAGAAGGCGGCACGCGCCGGCCUCGGCGUCUCGCUCUUCGAGCGGCUCGUCGAGCUGCAGGUGCGGCCGAUCCGGCUGCAGGUCCAGCACCCUGGCGCAGGAGCUGUACGCGCAGGUGGAGGUCGCCUCGGUAGACGCCUUCCAGGGGCGCGAGAAGGACUUCAUCAUCCUCUCGUGCGUCCGCUCGAACCAGUCGCAGGGCAUCGGCUUCCUCUCCGACCCGCGCCGCCUCAACGUCGCCCUCACGCGCGCGCGGUACGGCCUGGUCGUGCUGGGCAACCCAAAGGAGGCGGAGCUUCUCGUGGAGGGCCCGCUCUCCGCACUCCGCCGCUCCAACGUCACCUUUGCGCGCCCUCGCCCCGACCGCCCCUCGGACCGCCUCUUCGCCGGAAACGUCGGCGCCUUCUCCUCGCAAGGCCUCGGGGACGGCACGCCCCUGCCCGGCCUUGGCGGCGGCGGCCGGCGCGGCGGAGGCGGCGGGUACGGCACGCAGGGCUCGUACGGCUACGGCUCUCAGCGCUCCGAGUCGCAGCGCUCCGACCCGUACGGCACGCAGGGCUUCUCGGGCCUCUCGCUCGGGGACGGCUCGCAGGGCAGCGGCUUCGACUCGCAGGGCGGCUACGCGGCGGGCGGGUACGCUGGCUCGGGCUACGGCUCGCAGGCGGGGUACUACUCCGCAGGCGACGAGCGCAGCGUCCACCUCUCCGGCUUCUCGCAGGACUCUGCGUCGGGCGCCUCGUACUCCGGCUUCUCCUCGCAAGGCGACGAGUACCGCUACGACGACGCCUACUCCUACGGCGGCGGCUACGCCUCCCAGGGAGGCUCCCAGAGCCAGGGCGGCGGAGGAGGGAGCGGGUACUCGUCGCAGGCGUCCGGCUACGCGUCGCAGCACGCGUACGCCUCGCAGGGCGCGUCGCAGCCCUCGCAGCCCUAAGAGCGAAAGUAGCGGGAGCUCCGGACCCCACCCCCCCCUCCCUGACGGGCGAGGGGCAGCGGCUGCGAUGCGACAGCGACUGCCCCUGAGGCGCGCGCGCCGCGGCGCGGCGGCCACCCCGGCGGCGCCUCGGGAGGUACAGGCGCGGCUCCGGCGCCCCACGCCCAGCGUGGUGGUCACGAGGGAAGGAGCGGUGGCCUCGUCUCGUGCGUUGGCGGGCGGCGAGGGACGGCGGCGAGGAGGAGAGCCAGGUGGGAGCCGGAUGCGGGCCCCGUGGACGGAGGCGACGGUGGCGAGGCGGCGGCGGCGAGGCGGCGAGGCGGCCUCGCGGAAACGGGCGGCAGAGGCUCGCAGACACACACGCACGCGUUCGCGGGCCGUUGAGGCUGCAGCCGCGUGGCGCCCCUUUUCCAUCCGCGCCAUCGGACAGGCCCCACAUGCGCCCUCCCACUCUCCCACUCCGCUCUAUCUCAAGCCGCGCCCGGGGAUGGAGUAGUAUGAUGUGUGUACUCUGCUGGCGAUGCAAUCCUUGGCCACUUGGGGCCCGCCUGCGUAGUGGUGCGUGCGGUUCCAGGACCCAGCGGGGGGCCGCGUUUGUGAAGCAUUUAAAUUUCUGCACGAAUACGGCUUUAUAGCCAAGGGCAAGGCUUUCAAUCUUC